CGAAGGCUUUUAUCCCAAUGCUUGGGACAGACGCUAGUUUUGGGAGCAGGUUCAGAAGUUGGAGACUUCACACAGAUCAUGUUGCUAGUGAGCAUCAACAAAUAAACCUUAUCUUGAAGACAGUGUGCGCAGUGAAUGAAAUUAUAUGAGGGUUAUUUAACACUGUUGAUUUAUGCAGUAUUUAAGAUGAAGUAUUAAAAAGUCUUUAAAUAUUUUCAGGAAUGACACCAGACCUGGUCUUGUGCCAAAAAAUGUAGCAAGAAAAUUGCAGCAGGAGAAAAAAGAGAAGAUACUAAAUGAAAAAAAUAAAAUUAAACCAAAAAAGGUUAUAGAAGCAGAAAAAAGGGAGGAAGGUCUGCAAAAUGCAAUCAGCAGUGAAAACAAAGGUUUUGCAUUGUUAAAGAAAAUGGGUUAUAAACCAGGAGCAGGUAUUGGAAAAAAAGGUGAUGGCCGUGCAAACCCUAUUCCCAUUGAGGUCAAAGCUGACAGAAGUGGACUUGGCAGAAGUUCAGAAAUGAAGAGAAAACAAGCCGAAUCCCAGGCAUUGCAAGCCUUAAUGUUGCAAAAAAGAAUGCGGCAGGAGAAGGAAAUACAAGGCAAUUUCAGGACCAGAAUGAGCAGCAAGGUUGCAGAUAGACAUAUUGAAAGUGAUUUGCAUAAGAGUCAAAAAGUCUGUGAGCAAUUAGACUCUGAGAAGGGUUUAGAAAAACCGGCCGAACAGUUUUUCUGGCCUGUAGCAAGUUUACCUAAAAAAAAAACAUAUGACCUAGAGGAGGGAGAAGGUUAUAGUUUUGAGGUUCAGGAUCAAGAUGGAGAAGAACAGGAAGAGGAUGAAGAAGAUGAGUUGGAGCCUACAGCAAAACUGGAGAUUCUUACUCUGUAUUUGAGAAAUACACACAUGUAUUGUGUUUGGUGUGGAACUGCAUUUGAAGAUUCAGAUGACAUGAGAAUUAACUGUCCAGGCCCAUCUUCUGAAGCACAUAAAGAUUUCAUAUGACUGUCUAGAAAAUUACUUGUACCAUUUUGCCAUGUUUUACAAUUGAACGAAAGCAGAGUGCAAUGAGGCAGCUUAAUAACAUGCUUAAUGUGUUAAGAAAAUGACAGACUAAUUGUUUAAAACACAGAAGCAGGGAGGUGAAUCUGAAAACAAAUGGACAAAAAUGAGGACAUUUGUUGUGUAGGUAUCUUUUGGAUCAAGGACAUAUUUGUGAGAGCCUGUUUUAUUAAAGGGAUAACAACUGUUCGUAAGAUAUCCUUAUUUCACAAUAAAUACAUUGUAAACAACUCAUAGA
Lingula anatina is the source of this 1292-nucleotide messenger RNA. Its product is annotated as G patch domain-containing protein 11. The record is from RefSeq and is a predicted model, not a curated record. Lineage: Eukaryota; Metazoa; Brachiopoda; Lingulata; Lingulida; Lingulidae. Gene Ontology annotation, molecular function: nucleic acid binding. Gene Ontology annotation, cellular component: kinetochore.